UAAACUGAAUAGAACGUUCGAAAUGAACGGAGGCUCCGGUGAAACUCCGUUAAAAUCCCUUUAAAUCGCGUCCUUACGUCUCUGUUAAGCCGUUAACUCCCCCAGAGCUGCAUACUAAUGAUAUAUUAUUAAACAAACACCUUCGAUCGCUCUCGGGACGUUAAUCACAUGGGAACUCUGCCCGUUUGUGAACAUCUCUCACGGGAUUUGAACAUUUAGCGGGUUUCUGUUAACCGGGAACGCGCAUGCGCAGUGGGAAGAGGCGGAUAUAAGGAUUGGCGCCGGCGCCACAGCUGAUGCAUCCAUUCAUUCACUGACUCUCCAGCGACGAGGAGCCAUAAAGAUACUCUACACAAUGUCCAGACGCAGUGGUCGCAUUACUUUGCAAGCCAGAGAUUCAAACGCACUCGUGCCGACCGUCAAAGCCCCGCUGAAGAAAAGGAAAUCUGAGCCCUCAAAGAAACAACUACAACCUGCUGCCAAAAAACAGAGCUAUGAAAUCCAGUGUUGGUCUGAGGACGGAGCGAGUCCCUGCCUCCUCAUCGAGACGCCGCACAAAGAGCUGGAGCCCGCUGACCCGUCCAGCUUCAAGCAGUACCGCUUCAAGAACCUCUUCAUCAAGGCCUCCCCCAUCCCCCGCCUCAGCUGGGCCAGCUCUGACGACGUUUGGAUCAAAAUGCUCAACAAGGAGCUGAAGUACGUCCACGACAAAAAGUUACCUAGCAGAGACACCCCAAGCUGCAGCCCAAGAUGAGAGCCAUCCUGCUGGGACUGGCUGCU
This is a messenger RNA of Notothenia coriiceps (black rockcod), 780 nucleotides long. RefSeq names its product G1/S-specific cyclin-E2-like. The coding region runs from base 356 to 754 and encodes 132 amino acids. The transcript is spliced from 6 exons. The record is from RefSeq and is a predicted model, not a curated record. NCBI's taxonomy places the organism in Eukaryota, Metazoa, Chordata, Actinopteri, Perciformes, Nototheniidae.